AGUACUGCGAACGCCACCAUGGUUCAGCCCAACUACUCCAAGACCUACACCGUCCCCCGCCGCCCCUUCGAGAAGGAGCGCAUCGACCAGGAGCUCAAGCUCUGCGGUGAGUUCGGUCUCAAGAACAAGCAUGAGGUCUGGCGCGUCAACUACACCCUGUCCAAGGUCCGCAAGGCUGCUCGUGAGCUCCUCACCCUGGACCCCUCCGACCCGCGCCGUCUGUUCGAGGGUAACGCCCUCAUCCGUCGCCUGAUCCGCCUCGGUGUCCUGCCUGAGGACAAGAACCGCCUGGAUUACGUCCUGGCCCUCACCCACCACGACUUCCUUGAGCGUCGCCUCCAGACUCAGGUCUUCAAGAAGGGUCUCGCCAAGUCCAUCCACCACGCUCGUGUCCUGAUCCUCCAGCGUCACAUCCGUGUCGGCAAGCAGGUCGUCACUGUUCCUUCCUUCAUGGUCCGCCUGGACUCCCAGAAGCACAUUGAGAUCUCCUUCACCUCCCCGUACAACGGUGGCCGCCCCGGCCGCGUUGCCCGCAAGCAGGCUCGCCGCGCUGCUGGCGGUGGCGAGGAGGAGGAUGACUACUAAAUGUCUUCGCCCCCCCUUUCCCCCCCCACACCCUCCGGUGUUGACAUGUGCAUGAAAAUUGCUCCCCUUUGACACGCGCAUGUCAUCUUUCUCCUCCCCUCGAGAUGAGAGGCCCUGUGUGCUUGCUUUGCAUAUGGCCGCCGCAACGCGCGAGAGGGGGCAACACACGUGGAUGGGAGGAUGCGUCACUGCGCCGCCCCCCCCCCCUGCGUGCUUCCCCUCGCGCGAUGUCCCCCUCUGCGCGCGCUUUGCCGUAGAUGGAUUUCCUGCCUGCCACACGCACUUGCUUUCUCUUUCCCCCCUCGGGGGUGGGACUGGAGCGGUCUCAGCUUCGUCGUUGUUUUGAUGGCAGGCAUCCUUGUUGUCUCAAUAAUAUACCAGUUGAUCCAGA
Fonticula alba is the source of this 976-nucleotide messenger RNA. RefSeq names its product 40S ribosomal protein S9-B. Lineage: Eukaryota; Rotosphaerida; Fonticulaceae. The record is from RefSeq and is a predicted model, not a curated record. Gene Ontology annotation, cellular component: cytosolic small ribosomal subunit. Gene Ontology annotation, molecular function: structural constituent of ribosome; rRNA binding. Gene Ontology annotation, biological process: translation; positive regulation of translational fidelity. The transcript has 3 exons. The coding region runs from base 19 to 585 and encodes 188 amino acids.